Molecule: messenger RNA, 833 nt
Organism: Thrips palmi
Lineage: Eukaryota; Metazoa; Arthropoda; Insecta; Thysanoptera; Thripidae
Product: histone H3-like
Exons: 4
Coding region: 122-592 (156 amino acids)
Cellular component (GO): nucleosome
Molecular function (GO): DNA binding; protein heterodimerization activity; structural constituent of chromatin
Source: RefSeq, a predicted model, not a curated record
GUUUGUUUACCGUAACUGGUUAAGAUUUAACCUGAAGGGCAGAGGUUCAACUUUUGACGUUUUGUAGUGGUCUCCCUUUUGAGUUUAUUUGCUCAACUUCUUCUUAUAAACGUGGGGCACCAUGACGAAGCCACUGGGCAGGAAGUCCAGCGUGUCUCAAGGGAGAAAGAAACCAAACCAAAAAACACCCAUCAAGCAGACUGGUCAGAAAAAUGUGUCGCCGUCAAAACCCAAUCGAAGUUCUGUUAACAAAGAUUCCACCAUGGAUGUGUCCCGAAGAACACGACGCUUUAAAUCGGGAACCAAAGCUUUAAGGGAGAUAAAAGCUCUUCAGCGUACCACUCAUCUUUUGAUUCCAAAAGCCCCUUUUUGUAGAGUUGUCAAAGAAAUUGUUCAUCAGUUUUCAUAUGAAAAUCUAAGAAUUCAAAGCUCAGCUCUUGCUGCUCUUCAAGAGGCUGCUGAGAUGUACAUGGUACAGUUUUUUGAAGACUCGUUGUUGUGUACUCUACAUGCUAAGCGUGUUACUCUUAAUAUUCAAGACUGUCAUCUCAUGAGACGUUUACGUGGACCUGCAGAAGUUGCUAAUAAGUAAGGCGUCUGCCAAACUGCUGUCUUUGACUUUAUUUUAGCAGAGUGUGUAUUCAAUAGUUUGUACAUGAUUUUAUAUAUGAAUAUAUACUCACAUAUAUAUGGUUACAUGAUGUGUUUUCAUGAAUGGUGCAACUUGAGCAAUUAUGGGCUCUAUUUUUGUUUAACUUGCUUUAUCUCUUAAUUCAGUGUUGGAAUUAACUUGACCUAUUUUAAAUUAAAAUGGAACAUUUUUGAAAUGAAAA